Molecule: messenger RNA, 2291 nt
Organism: Pecten maximus
Lineage: Eukaryota; Metazoa; Mollusca; Bivalvia; Pectinida; Pectinidae
Product: putative ammonium transporter 1
Exons: 11
Coding region: 229-1836 (535 amino acids)
Biological process (GO): ammonium homeostasis; ammonium transmembrane transport
Cellular component (GO): membrane
Molecular function (GO): ammonium channel activity
Source: RefSeq, a predicted model, not a curated record
UCUCGGCUCUACAGGCCUCGAUUUGUCCUCACACUUAUUGGACAGUUUUCGGUUAAUAUCCAUACGUAAUGCUUGGGUUCUUAACAUAAACAUUUACCUGACAGAGCCUCCCGGGUAGUCGUACCGACAACUGUAUGGGGUAUAAUGAGAUAACUCCAGUGAGUCGUGUCUGUGUUUACAACACUCUGAAAACUGUCACAUUUCGGGAGACACAACUCGACAUCAGCAAUGGCGGAUCUCAACGCUACUAUGGAGGCGAUGGCGUCACUGUCGGCAAACAUCGACAGUUUUUUUCUCCUCCUGAUGGGCAUGCUAGUUUUCUUUAUGCAAUGUGGAUUCGCAUUUCUGGAAGCUGGUGCUGUUAGGAGUAAGAACACGACCAAUAUAUUGAUUAAAAAUGUCAUGGACUCGUUUGUUUCGGGUGCGGCGUACUGGAUAUUGGGAUUUGCCUUUGCUUACGGAGAUGGUGGUGCGGCCAAUAAGUUUAUUGGUGCCAGUUACUUUGCAUCGUCUAACCUUCCGGAUUCAAAGUACGCGGAGUUCUUCUUCCAGUACACGUUCGCUGCUACGGCUGCCACCAUUGUGUCCGGGGCCAUGGCUGAACGAUGUGAAUUCGUGGCCUACUUCGCUUAUAGUUUCUGUAUUACAGGGUUCAUUUACCCAGUAGUGACCCACUGGGCCUGGGGUGGCGGCUGGCUCUCUGAAGGAUACGAGUACGAUUUCGGUACGGUCGCUUACCAGGAUUUUGCCGGAAGUGGUGUUGUGCAUGUACUUGGUGGCGUGGCGGCCUUUGUGGGGGCUGCCCUUCUGGGGCCACGCAUAGGAAGGUUCCACGAAGGACAGGUGGCUCAACUCCGCGGACACUCAGUGCCCAUUGCUGCUCUUGGUGGAUUCAUCCUGUUUUUCGGCUUCCUGGCGUUUAAUGGAGGAUCCCAGCUGGCUAUCAGUAAUGCCGGUGACGGUGAGGCUGUCGCUCUUUCCAUUGUCAAUACUAUCAUAUCUGCAUCCUUUGCCGCUUUUGGUUCUCUACUUAUCAACCGAAUUCCUGGUCUGGGUAACAGCUGGAGUCUUCUAGUCACUAUCAAUGGUGCGCUUACGGGCAUGGUAUCUGCGUGCGCAGGUUGUAACAGGAUGUUUCCAUGGGGAGCAUGCAUCAUGGGAGUUUUUGCCUCGAUAUCGUACACACUUUGGUCCUGGCUGAUGAAGAAGAUAAAGAUAGACGAUCCUCUGGAUGCUGUUGCUGUUCAUUUCGGUGGAGGCAUAUGGGGUGUCCUUGGCAUUGCGUUUCUUGACAGAGAAGAUGGGAUCUUGUUGAACUGGGACCAAAAGUCGGCCUAUAAACUGGUAUGGCAGCUGUGUGGCCUCGGCGCCAUUAUUGGUUGGACUAUGUUCUUCUCCCUCCUACUGUUUGGUACCCUCAAGUUGUUCGGGUUACUUCGUGUACCACACGAAAUAGAGGAAAAGGGACUAGACAUACCGAAACAUAACGAGCCGGCCUACCCACCCGAGGCGUACGGUCACGGUCACGUGGAGCACAUCAUGCAGGUCGUGCAAAACAAACCCACGAGUGUCGUGCAAUCAUACGAAAAUAAGGCGUUCGUAAACAAGGCAUAUCAAAGACGGGUGUCUGGGAGUGGUCCGUAUGAACAUCCCGAGAUCAGGGCUCUCACGAAAAGUGGUUAUACAUUUAACACUACCGCCAAUGGAAUCAGAUCUAAUGGAUCGAACAUCAGCCCUAUACCAGAAACAGUACAGGAAGAACCGGAACCGGAACCAGAACCUGUCAACAAUAAUGACACCCCUAACUCUGACCGAUUCUUUAUUUCUCAAUUUUAGGAGACAUUCACACCACUGUCGAUAAGUCUGUCAAGUCUGUGUCUAACGUUUAAACUUACUUAAGUAUAUAAUAUUUGCUUAUUUCAUUUCCUAUAUUUUACAUCGAAAGCAAUAAACAUGAUCUACUCUACGGUUUACUUAUGAUGGCAAAAAUAUCUAAUCUAUCUAUCGCGUCAUAACGUCUAUAUAUUAUCAUUAAGGUUUCGUAGAGUAGGCUGAACUGUGUAACCUUGACAGUGUAUUGUAGUUCUACAUUUUCUAAAGAACAGAUGCUAAACCGUAAAUCAUUAAUGUCAUUUCUUGUUAUUCCCAUUGGUCCUCCGGUUAUAUUUGAAAUGUCUUAAAUUUUCGCGAGAGAGCGCAUGGCGCAUGGCCAACAGUCUACAAGACUGUUGGCCAUACGCUCUCUCGCGAAAUUUUUUAAUUUAUGAUAUUAUUUUAAGAAUUAUUUGUAA